Molecule: messenger RNA, 2467 nt
Organism: Neodiprion virginianus
Lineage: Eukaryota; Metazoa; Arthropoda; Insecta; Hymenoptera; Diprionidae
Product: calpain-A-like
Exons: 15
Coding region: 139-2331 (730 amino acids)
Biological process (GO): proteolysis
Cellular component (GO): cytoplasm
Molecular function (GO): calcium-dependent cysteine-type endopeptidase activity; calcium ion binding
Source: RefSeq, a predicted model, not a curated record
UUGGUUGAUAGCGGAGUUUACGCUCUUCCUGUACACCUAGCGAUAAACGACUGUCACGUCGAGCAAUUACACACAAAACCAUUCAACCGUGCCAUCGAUUCGGUAACCAUACCUAUAAUUUCAAAAUAAACACUUGCCAUGCACUGGUCAUACGAAGAUAAUGAUGAUGAUAACGAGAAUGAAGAAGGAUAUUCAGGACUCGAGUUUUUCGCGAAAAAGGUUGCAGAAAUUAGACGUAUAUUACCGUCACUUCGUAACAUCAAAGUGCUCGGAGAAAGAGGCUCGGGUACCAGAGCACGAGGAACAGUUCAAGAUUUUAACAAGCUGAGGCAGGAAUGUUUAUCGAAUGGAAAACUGUUCGAAGACCCCGAGUUCCCGGCACAAGAUGAUUCCAUAUAUUUUUCGAAAAAACCCGACCACCACAUCGAAUGGAAACGUCCAAUGAAAAUUGCACACGAUCCACAACUAUUCGUUGAGGGGUUUUCACGGUUUGACGUAAAACAGGGCGCGCUUGGUGAUUGCUGGCUCAUCGCAGCUGUUGCCAAUCUUACACUACAUCCAAAUUUGUUCUUUCAAGUUGUACCCAAAGAUCAAAGCUUCGAAGACAACUAUGCAGGGAUAUUCCAUUUCAGAUUUUGGCAGUACGGAAGAUGGGUGGAUGUAGUCAUAGAUGAUCGCCUGCCGACUAGUCACGGGAAAUUGAUGUUUUUACAUUCAGCACAAAAUAACGAGUUUUGGAGUGCACUGCUUGAGAAGGCCUACGCGAAGCUUCACGGUUCAUAUGAGGCUUUACGCGGAGGAUGGUCAGGUGAAGCUAUGGAAGACUUUACCGGAGGAGUAUCAGAGCGGUUCGAAAUGAAAAAGACACCGCCAAACUUGUUCAAUUUUCUACUCAAAGCUUAUGAAAGAAACUCAUUAAUGUGUUGUACACUGAUGCCGGAUCGAAACGUAUCAGGAGUUAGAACGCCAGAAGGUUUAAUCAGAAAACAUGUCUAUAGUGUUACACGAGUCAAGUAUGUUGAUAUCAUGACGCCAAAUCAAGUAGAAAAAAUUCCUUUAUUGAGAUUGAGGAACCCAUGGGGUGACGCGGAUGAAUGGAAGGGACCUUGGAGUGAUAAAUCACCUGAAUGGAAGUCUAUUCCUGAUCAUGAGAAAGAGGAACUGGGAUUAAGGUUUGAUGCAGAUGGUGAAUUUUGGAUGUCUUUACAAGAUGUCAAGCAUCACUUCACACAAAUUGAGAUCUGUCACUUGGAUACGGACUAUGUAAAAGACAGUGAUCUCAGCGCUGGUAAAAAAAAAUGGGAAAUGAGCACAUUUGAAGGGGAAUGGGUACGCGGAGUAACAGCUGGUGGAUGCAGUACAUAUCGAGAAACCUUUUGGCACAACCCCCAGUACCGUAUAACAUUAGAAUACCCGGAUGAAGAUGAUGACAAAUGCACGGUUAUCGUAGCAUUGAUGCAGAAAAAUCGUAGGGCACAAAGACAGAUGGGUGCUGAUUGUCUGUAUAUUGGCUUUGCCAUGUAUCGUCUCGAAGAUCCCGACAGAUUACCAAAGCCGUUAGAUGUUAAUUUCUUCAAGCACAACGCCUUUGUAGCUCGAACUCUGGAAUUCGUUAGACAUCGUAAAGUUAUCCGCCGAUUCAAGUUUCCGCCUGGUGUUUACUGCAUUAUUCCCAGUACUUAUGGUCCGAAUAAUGAAGGCGAAUUCUUAUUGAAAGUACUUUCUGAAAAUCAGAACAACAUGGAGGAAAAUGAUGAACAAAUCGGUAUCGGCGAAGUCGAUUAUAGGGUAAAAGAUCAGCCUGAGCCUGAUAGAAACGAGGAAAAAGUACGAGAGUUCUUCAGAAAACUUGCCGGUGAUGAUAUGGAAGUCGAUUGGAAGGAACUGAAAGAAAUCUUGGACUUCGCUAUGCGCAAAGUCCAAUUGAAAAACGAAGGUUUCAGUAAAGAUAUAUGCCGUAGUAUGGUUGCCAUGCUGGAUACAGAUCGUUCCGGUAAACUAGGAUUUGAAGAGUUCAAAUCACUUUUGAAUGACAUUAGAAAUUGGAGGGCUGUAUUCAGAUUAUACGAUAGAGAUGGUUCUGAAUACUUGAGCGCGUUCGAGCUUAGACAAGCCUUAAAUAGCGCCGGCUAUCGCAUGAAUAAUCAUAUUUUGAACGUACUUGUACAUCGUUACGGAACGAAGGAUGGAAUGAUCGCAUUCGAUGACUACAUCAUGUGCGCUGUACGUCUAAAGACGAUGAUUGAUAUAUUCAGAGAACGCGAUCCAGAUAAGACAAACACUGCUACUUUUACAAUGGAAGAAUGGGCUGAGAAGACAUUGUAUUCGUAAUCAAUAACAAAAAAGAGGCAAACCGAAAGCACAAACUCAGGAACAAAUUAUCGACCAGGUGUUGGUCAACGUGAAACUCUGAAGUACUACAUUUUUCAAAUCCUGGAAGCUGAAUACAAUUGAAGCUCUCGUUUCU